Molecule: messenger RNA, 5250 nt
Organism: Homo sapiens (human)
Lineage: Eukaryota; Metazoa; Chordata; Mammalia; Primates; Hominidae
Gene: NMT2
Product: N-myristoyltransferase 2
Exons: 14
Coding region: 590-1825 (411 amino acids)
Biological process (GO): regulation of opsin-mediated signaling pathway
Cellular component (GO): host cell; cytoplasm; membrane
Molecular function (GO): peptidyl-lysine N6-myristoyltransferase activity; glycylpeptide N-tetradecanoyltransferase activity; CoA-dependent peptidyl-lysine N6-myristoyltransferase activity
Source: RefSeq, a predicted model, not a curated record
AGUACGGCGGGAGGCACUAGAGGGAGCUGCGGCCGCUCCGGCCCGGCCCCGAGCACCGCCUCCCCAGCCAGCGCCGCCGCGAUGGCGGAGGACAGCGAGUCUGCGGCCAGCCAGCAGAGCCUGGAACUGGACGACCAGGACACGUGCGGGAUAGACGGGGACAAUGAGGAGGAGACGGAGCACGCCAAAGGUUCAAGGUCAGCCCAAAUGUCCUUUCUUUCAUGAAGCCUUCCGCAGCCACUAUGACCAAAGGCGCUGACCCCUGCCGGAAGCCCUGUAGCUCUUAGUGAGUGUAUCUUUCCCGUGACAUCUUUCCCAGUUGCUCUCACCUCAUCUCCCCAGCCCUCUGCUCGGGAAGACCCUCAUUCUCCUGCCCCAAGCUGUGGCUCCUAGAGAAGUCCUGGAGGGUAUUUGGGAGCCAAAAAGAAAAAGAAGAAACAGAAGAGAAAAAAGGAGAAACCAAAUUCCGGAGGCACCAAGUCAGACUCGGCAUCUGAUUCCCAGGAGAUUAAAAUUCAGCAGCCUUCGAAACACAACACCAUCUGGCAGCAGAUUUCAGCGGGAGCAGCCAUGGAAUCCCAGUGUUCCAAUGCAGAAGUUGCAGGAUAUCCAGAGAGCAAUGGAGCUGCUAUCCGCAUGCCAGGGCCCAGCCAGGAACAUUGAUGAGGCUGCAAAGCACAGAUACCAGUUUUGGGACACACAACCGGUACCAAAACUAGAUGAAGUCAUAACAUCUCAUGGUGCAAUUGAACCAGAUAAAGACAACGUACGCCAAGAACCGUAUUCUUUGCCACAGGGUUUUAUGUGGGACACUUUAGACUUGAGUGAUGCCGAAGUGCUCAAGGAGUUAUACACGUUGUUAAAUGAGAAUUACGUAGAAGAUGAUGACAAUAUGUUCCGAUUUGACUAUUCACCCGAGUUCCUGUUGUGGGCUCUGCGUCCACCAGGCUGGCUCCUGCAGUGGCACUGUGGGGUCAGAGUGUCUUCAAAUAAAAAACUGGUCGGGUUCAUAAGUGCCAUCCCAGCAAACAUUCGGAUUUAUGACAGUGUGAAGAAGAUGGUAGAAAUCAACUUUCUUUGUGUUCAUAAGAAGUUGAGAUCGAAACGGGUAGCCCCAGUGCUAAUCCGAGAGAUCACUAGAAGAGUGAACCUGGAAGGGAUCUUCCAGGCUGUGUACACCGCGGGAGUGGUUCUUCCUAAGCCCAUAGCCACAUGCAGAUACUGGCAUCGAUCACUAAACCCCAGAAAAUUGGUAGAAGUGAAAUUUUCUCACUUGAGUAGAAAUAUGACUUUACAGAGAACAAUGAAGCUAUACAGACUUCCAGAUGUUACAAAGACUUCAGGUUUGAGACCAAUGGAACCAAAAGAUAUCAAAUCAGUUCGAGAAUUAAUCAACACUUACCUGAAGCAGUUUCAUCUGGCUCCAGUGAUGGAUGAAGAGGAAGUAGCCCACUGGUUCCUCCCCCGGGAGCACAUUAUUGACACGUUUGUAGUGGAGAGCCCCAACGGUAAACUGACUGAUUUCCUGAGCUUCUAUACGCUCCCCUCCACGGUGAUGCACCACCCUGCUCACAAGAGCCUCAAAGCCGCCUACUCAUUCUACAACAUCCACACAGAGACGCCCCUGCUGGACCUCAUGAGCGACGCGCUCAUCCUGGCUAAAUCGAAAGGAUUUGAUGUAUUCAAUGCACUGGAUUUGAUGGAAAAUAAGACAUUCUUGGAAAAACUCAAGUUUGGUAUAGGAGAUGGCAAUUUGCAGUAUUACCUGUACAAUUGGAGGUGUCCAGGUACAGAUUCUGAAAAGGUUGGACUAGUACUACAAUAGAUGGAUAUUUUUAUUUCUAGAACUCUGACAUCAUCAUUUGUUAAUAUUUAAUGAUUUCUGGAACUGCCAUUCCAAAGAAGAAUAAAAGCACAACUCAAGUGAAAUUGAAGUAGUCGAUAAUCAGAAAAGAUGACAAAAGUCCACAUGUGACAUUUGUACGUUUCUAGCUAGAAUGUUAAACUUCAUCCUUUUUUUACUGUUGACCUAUUUGUGGGAGGGAUGAAAGGCUACAAAGAGCACAUUCUUGUAAUUUUCAAAUUUUUGCCUGUCUCUUGAAGAGGUAUUUUUUCACCCUUAGAAAAGGGACUGUUUUUCUAUGGACUAAGUAGAAGUUACAGAGUCAUGUAAGAAAAUCUUUGCUAUUGUGUGGAGAGAAAUUGCUGCAUUUCUGUUUCUUAAGUGAUGGUACAUUUGUCCAUGUAACAGAACAAAAGAUCCAUUUGGAAAUUUUUUUUACUGGUAUCACCUUACAUGGUAUCACUGGGAACAUUUAUGGAAUCAACACUUCUGUAGCUCAGUGACAGGUGGUGGUUGUUUAAGUGCAGAGCAAUAUUAAAAUGUACUGGUGACUAGUACAUGUAUUUCUCCAUAAGCAGAGUUGCCGAAUCAAUAAACAUGCAAGUUUGUACUUUGAUCUUUACCAGGUCAGUGGAUUGCUUCAAAAGCAGAGUUUUGUGCAAGCACUCACUGUGCUCUCUGAAAGAGCCUGAGGCCGGGCGUGGUGGCUCACGCCUGUAAUCCCAGCACUUUGGGAGGCCAAGGUGGGCAGAUCAUGAGGUCAGGAGAUCGAGACCAUUCUGGCCAACAUAGUGAAACCCCAUCUCUACUAAAAAUACAAAAAUUAGCCGGGCGUGGUGGCGUGUGCCUGUAGUCCCAGCUGCUUGGGAGGCUGAGGCAGGAGAAUCGCUUGAACCUGAGAGGUGAGGUUGCAGUGAGCCGAGAUCGAGCCACUGCACUCCAGCCUGGGUGACAGAGCGUGAGACUCCGUCUCAAAAAAAAAAAAAAAGAAAGAGCCUGUACCCGCGACUAACUAGACUUUUCUGCUGUUGUGCAAAGUUCAGUUUCUUCUCAGCAACAUCAAGGAUAUAUGAAGAAAAGGAAAUAAAAAACUGUAAAGUCAAAAGAGAUGCCUGGUGGAACUUAUUCGUGCUAUCAGGGCAUUGAUAGUUUGAAUGUUUUUAUUACUUAUGCAAAAUUGCACAUACUCCUCUAUGCUGAUUUUAUCAUGAAAACUGUCAUGUGUCAUGCUAAUGGAAAAUGUCUUAUUUGUAAAUAAGUAUUCAUAAUUUUGUUACUGAUGGUGUUUUUAAUCUAGAAUUUGAAAAACUUUCAUGGCUUACAGAUGUGUGUUUAUAUUGCCAAUAAUCUGCGGGAAAAAUAAGAUGCUAACCGAGGCCACGUAGCCUGGCCUCAACUCAGAUACCACAAAGUAGAUGCCUUGGCUGGGUGUGGUGGCUCACGCCUGUAAUCCCAGCACUUUGGGAGGCCAAGGCGGGCGAAACAUUUGAGGUCAGGGGUUCGAGACCAGCCUGGCCAACAUGGUGAAACCCCAUCUCUACUAAAAAUUCAAAAAGAACUAGCUGGGUGUGGUGGCGGGUGCCUGUAAUCCCAGCUGCUAGGAGGCUGAGGCAGGAGAAUCACUUGAACCCAGGAGGCGGAAGUUGCAGUGAGCCAAGAUCGUGCCACUGCACUCCAGCCUGGGUGACAGUGCAAGACUCCGUCUCAAAAAACAAAAGUAGAUACUUUUCCCUGCUUUUACUGGGCCAGUGCCUAGGAAGUUCAGUGCAGAAGUUAAUUGUUUUAGACAUGAUGGCAUUUCCUUCAAGUUAUGAGUCCAGUGAAACCAAUCAUAUCUUAUCCCAGGCAGGGGCCACCAAACUAUGGCCUGUGGGCUAAAUCCAGCCCAUUGCUUAUUUUUGUGUAGCCCACAGGCUAAGAAUGUUUUUAUUUUCUGGAAUGGUUGAGGAGAAAAAGCCAAAAAAUGACAUCAUUUUGUGACAUGUGCAAAUUACACAAAAUUCAAAUUCCGGUGUCCCUCAAUAAGGUUUUAUUGGAACAUAGCCAUACUUUUUUUUUUUUUUUUUUUAGGACAGGGUCUCACUCUAUUGUCCAGGCUAGAAUACAGUGGCACAGUCAACAGCUCACUGCAGCCCCAAACUCCUGGGUUAAAAUGAUCCUCCUGCUUCAGCGUCUUUUUGAAGAAAAAGAACUAGCUGGGCGUGCAUACCACCACGCCUGGCUAAGUUUUUCAUUUUUUGUAGAGACAAGGUCUUGCUAUGUUUCCCGUGCUGGUCUUUAACUCCUGGCCUCAAGUGAUCCUUCUGCCUUGGCCUCCCAAAGUACUGGGAUUAUAGACAUGAGCCACCACUCUUGGCCACAGCCACUUUCAUUUACAUAUUGCCUAUGGCUGCUUCACACUACAAAGCUGAGUUGAGUUGUUGUGACAGAUUGUGUGGCCUGCAAAGCCUAAGAUAUUCACUCUCUGGUCUUUUACAGAAAGUUUGUUGACCUUGGUCACUACGAAGGAGUUGGAACUCUCCUUUCUAUAGGUUGCCGUGAUUCUAAAGACCAACCCACAGCUGUGACAUCCCUGAGACUACCACCAGAGGGCGACUGGGCCCCACAGUAGUACAUAAUAUAGGACCUCUCUUGGAGAUAAUGGAAGACUUGGAAUUUCAGAUGGUUCCACCCUAAUUGCAUUAGCGUUCUUUCUUAACAGGAGAAAGGCUUCAAGAAACAAAACAGUCCUCAUUCACUGGAACAGGGUUUGAGAUACCAGCAUUAAGUAAAUGAGAUUUUGACUUAACCUGGAGUCAAGGCUCUAAUUUAGGACUUUACUUCCCACUCAUUUUCAUGCCACAAAGUCUAUACAAAGUAGGUUUUCAAAUAAUUGCAGAAUCAGCCAGGCACGGUGGCUCACACCUGUAAUCCCUGCACUUUGGGAGGCCAAGGUGAGCAGAUCACUUGAGGUCAGGAGUCUUGAGACCAGCCUGGCCAACAUGGUGAAGCCCUAUCUCUACUAAAAUUACAAAAACUAGCCGGACAUGGGGGUGUGCACCUGUAAUCCCAGCUAUUCAGGAGGCUGAGGCAGGAGAAUCGCUUGAACCCAGGAGGCGGGGUUGCAGUGAGCCGGGAUCACACCACUGCACUCCAGCCUGGGCAACAGAGUGAGACUCUAUCUCGAAAGUAAAAUAAAUAACUGCAGCAUUGCCAGUUGGAAACUUUGUCAUGAGCUUACCUCACGGUGACAGUUACACUGCUCCUUUAAAGAGUCAUUUACAUAAUUUGUUAUCAAAUUAUUAACCACUUUUAAAUAGAAUAAUAACUACAUUUGCCUCCAUAAUUGAAGCAGAUUACUAAUUAACAUUUUCGAGAAUUAAACUGCUUGCUUAUGAAGUAGCUAUUAAAACUAAAUUGAAAUGCAA